AUGGCGGGCGUCGUCUUCCUCACGUACGGCGUCCUGAGCCUCUGCGUAUUGGGCUUUGCUGCUGUCUUUUACGGCUCGUACUACCUCUCGGCCAAGUACUUGGGCGUCUUCCGCGCCUUCUCCGAGGUCCAGAAAGGCGAAUGGUGCUCUCGGAUCAACUCGACGAUUCACUCGGUAGUCAUCUGCGCCGGUCUUCUCUACAGCUUUAGUCAGCAGGAAUGGGACGCGCAUUUGAUGCCAAUUCACAGCCUCGACCUCGCGAUCGGUCUCUUCUCGUUCUCGAUCGCGUACUUUCUCUUUGACUUGUACGUGGUGUACGCAUGGAAGAUCGAGCACUACAAGGUGUUUGUGGCCCACCACAUCAUUGCCAUGAUUCCGUAUGUGCUCUACAACUUUUACGGCGGCUGCACCGUCAACACAUACCUCCUGAGCAUGUAUCUCCUCGUCGAGAUCUGCAUUCCGCCCAUGAACCUCGCGACGAUCGUCGACCUCCUCGGCUACAAAGAGACGGUCGUGUACAUUGGCCUCUUUUAUGUCGCGUACGUUGCGUGGUUCUUUGCCCGCGUGUGCCUCCCGCUCUACACGCUGUACGUCAUGUGGGUCGACUUCAUCCCGGGCACGGACUGGAGCUCGUUCCAAGUCUUCCUCUGCACGGCGCCGCCGCUGCUGUGCGGCCACGUCAUUUCGAUCUUCUGCAUUGGCUGCUUCGUCACGAUGAUCACGCCCGACGUGCUUGCGCGCUGGAAAAAACACCGAACGACGCCCAAAAAAAAACGCCGAUGGCGCAGCAACAGGCGUCGGCCAAGAACUACGGGGCCCUCGAAGCGGUGUAGAGCUCAUAUCGUCCGCCGCCGUCGUUUAGCCGUCCCCUCGCCGACGCACAGACCACCACCACGUUGAUGACGUCGCACUAAUAUACAUGCCAUAUACGCGAUGCCCGG
Saprolegnia parasitica CBS 223.65 is the source of this 941-nucleotide messenger RNA. RefSeq lists its product as hypothetical. Gene Ontology annotation, biological process: lipid homeostasis. The coding region runs from base 1 to 900 and encodes 299 amino acids. Lineage: Eukaryota; Oomycota; Saprolegniomycetes; Saprolegniales; Saprolegniaceae. Gene Ontology annotation, cellular component: endoplasmic reticulum; membrane. The transcript has 4 exons. The record is from RefSeq and is a predicted model, not a curated record.